UGUAGUCAUAUAGGGUUAGACUGAAUUACUGUAGUCAUAUAGGGUUAGACUGAAUUACUGUAGUCAUAUAGGGUUAGACUGAAUUACUGUAGUCAUAUAGGGUUAGACUGAAUUACUGUAGUCAUAUAGGGUUAGGGUUAGACUGAAUUACUGUAGUCAUAUAGAGUUAGGGUUAGACUGAAUUACUGUAGUCAUAUAGGGUUAGAAUGAAUUACUGUAGUCAUAUAGGGUUAGACUGAAUUACUGUAGUCAUAUAGGGUUAGACUGAAUUACUGUAGUCAUAUAGGGUUAGACUGAAUUACUGUAGUCAUAUAGGGUUAGACUGAAUUACUGUAGUCAUAUAGGGUUAGACUGAAUUACUGUAGUCAUAUAGGGUUAGGGUUAGACUGAAUUACUGUAGUCAUAUAGAGUUAGGGUUAGACUGAAUUACUGUAGUCAUAUAGGGUUAGAAUGAAUUACUGUAGUCAUAUAGGGUUAGACUGAAUUACUGUAGUCAUAUAGGGUUAGACUGAAUUACUGUAGUCAUAUAGGGUUAGACUGAAUUACUGUAGUCAUAUAGGGUUAGGGUUAGACUGAAUUACUGUAGUCAUAUAGAGUUAGGGUUAGACUGAAUUACUGUAGUCAUAUAGGGUUAGAAUGAAUUACUGUAGUCAUAUAGGGUUAGACUGAAUUACUGUAGUCCUGACAGUAAUAGAUAAUAACUCAUAGUCCUGACAGUAAUAGAUAAUAACUCAUAGUCCUGACAGUAAUAGAUAAUAACUCAUAGUCCUGACAGUAAUAGAUAAUAACUCAUAGUCCUGACAGUAAUAGAUAAUAACUCAUAGUCCUGACAGUAAUAGAUAAUAACUCAUAGUCCUGACAGUAAUAGAUAAUAACUCAUAGUCCUGAUGUCUAAGGUGAAGAGUAGUGAGACGGUGAAGGUAGUAAUCCGCUGUCGCCCGUUAAACCGGAAUGAGGAGGCGUCAGCGGCUGGUGUUACCCGGACAACGGGAGGAGUGGGCGGGAUCGUAGAAAUGGACAUGCGUCUGGGUCAGGUGGUCUUAUGGAACCCUCAGGGUCCGCCCGGCGAGCCGCGUAAGACGUUUACAUUCGACUCUGUGUACGACCCCUCGUCUAAACAGCGUGAUCUUUAUGAUGAGACGGUGCGGCCGCUGAUCGAUUCCGUCCUAGACGGGUUUAACGGAACCAUCUUCGCCUACGGCCAAACGGGUACCGGGAAGACCUACACCAUGCAGGGGGUGUGGCUAGAGCCAGAGAGGCGGGGCGUCAUCCCCAACGCCUUCGAACACGUCUUCACCCAGAUCUCCCGCUCCCCCGCCGACCGCCAGUACCUGGUCAGAGCCUCUUACCUUGAGAUCUACCGAGAGGAGAUCAGGGAUCUACUGGAUCCUAACGUGCACGCCCCUCAUGUCCCCAACGUGCACACUCACACCCACCGCACCCUGGAGCUGAGAGAGAGCCCGGAGAGCGGGGUGUAUGUGCGUGACCUGACGUCGUGCGUGUGUAAGAGCGUGAAGGAGAUACAGGAGCUGAUGAACUUAGGGAACCAGGUGCGCUCGGUGGGAGCGACAGACAUGAACGAACACUCUUCCCGUUCCCACACCCUGUUCCUCAUCACGGUGGAGUGUUCCUUGCCGGGGCCAGAUGGACGGCAGCACAUCAGGGUGGGCCGGCUCAACCUGGUUGACCUGGCGGGCAGCGAGCGGCAGGCCAAGACGGGCGUCCACGGAGAACGCCUGAAAGAAGCUGCCAAGAUCAACCUGUCUCUGUCAGCGCUAGGCAACGUGAUCUCAGCACUGGCAGAUGGGCGUAGCGGCCACGUUCCGUACCGGGACUCUAAACUGACCCGGUUAUUACAGGACUCCCUGGGGGGCAACGCCAAGACGGUGAUGGUGGCUACGCUAGGCCCCGCCCCCCAACACUACGAGGAGACCCUCACGACGCUUCGCUAUGCUAACAGAGCUAAAAACAUCCAGAACCAGCCAAGAGUUAACGAAGACCCUAAAGACGCCCUGCUCAGAGAGUUCCAGAAGGAGAUCGCAUGGCUCCGCGCACAGCUCAGCCACAGGGAAGGGAGGGGCAAACACAGGAAGGAGGAAGGGGAGGAGGGCUGGGACGGAGAAGGGGAUGAGGAGGGAGAAGAGGAGGUGGAGAAGGAGAGGACGCUGCAGGAGGGGAGGCUUGAAGAGGAGAAGGAGGCCAUCAGAGAAGACGGAUCACUAUUGGCUGAAGAGAAGCAGAGGCUUUUGGGAGAGAAGGAGAGGAUGAUGGGAGAUCUGAAGAAGGAGUGGGACGCCACCGAGCAACUCACUGCCAAGUACAAGGCGAUGGAGAGCAAGCUGCUAGUUGGAGGGAAGAACAUCAUGGAUCACACCAACGAACAGCAGAAGACCCUGGAGAUACGCAGACAAGAGAUCGCUGAGCAGAGUCGUAGAGAGAGGGAGAUUCAGCAGCAGGUGAUGGUUCAGGAUGAAGAGACUCUAGAACUCAAAGAAACAUUCUCCUCCCUGCAACAGGAGGUGGAGGCCAAGACCAAGAAACUAAAAAAGCUCUAUGCUAAGCUGCAGUGUGUGAAGGCUGAGAUCCAGGAUGUUAAUGAUGAGCACGUCAGGAGUCGACAGGAGCUGGAGCAGACGCAGAACCAACUCACCAGAGAACUCAAGUUCAAGUAUCUGAUCAUAGAGAACUUCAUUCCUCUGGAGGAGAAGAAUAAAAUCAUGAACAGACUGACCUUUGACCCUGAGGAGGACCAGUGGAAGUUCACACCCCUCGUCCUUGCAGAGAGGUCAGG
This is a messenger RNA of Oncorhynchus keta (chum salmon), 2791 nucleotides long. Its product is annotated as kinesin-like protein KIF3B. Gene Ontology annotation, biological process: microtubule-based movement. The transcript is spliced from 5 exons. The annotation marks the transcript as partial. The record is from RefSeq and is a predicted model, not a curated record. Lineage: Eukaryota; Metazoa; Chordata; Actinopteri; Salmoniformes; Salmonidae. Gene Ontology annotation, molecular function: microtubule binding; ATP binding; microtubule motor activity.